Aspergillus steynii IBT 23096 is the source of this 762-nucleotide messenger RNA. Its product is annotated as Ulp1 protease family protein. Gene Ontology annotation, molecular function: cysteine-type peptidase activity; deNEDDylase activity. The transcript has 6 exons. Lineage: Eukaryota; Fungi; Ascomycota; Eurotiomycetes; Eurotiales; Aspergillaceae. The coding region runs from base 1 to 762 and encodes 253 amino acids. The record is from RefSeq and is a predicted model, not a curated record. Gene Ontology annotation, biological process: proteolysis.
AUGCGUGACGGUGGAUUGGGAAAACUUCAGAAGAGGAUGAAGCGAUUCGGUGACACGUUGAACCCCGACGAUGCGUAUCUCAGCUUGACCAGAGAGGAUAUGCAAUCACUCAAGAAUGAUUGGCUCACCGAUAAUGUCAUCUCCUUUUGGGAGGAAUACCUAGAGCGCGAGUUCCUUGUACAGUAUAAGACGUCCAACAUUGUACUCCUACGACCCAGCAUGUCCUUUAUGAUCCUUCAAACCCCAAAUCCGACGUCAUUACGUGAGGCGCUACCAGACUUCACUCGCACAACGCAUGUCUUCCUCCCCAUCAAUGACUGUCGCAACGUCACCGAAGCAGAGGGCGGUACACAUUGGUCCCUACUGCUUAUAUCAAUCGUGGACGGGAUCGCAUUCCACUAUGACUCGCUUCCUCCGGGGAACUUCUGGGAGGCCCGUGCAGUGACAGCCAAAUUCGGGGUAUUGCUCGGCCGAGCCAUUCGGUUCAUUCAUCUAGAGGAUUCUCCGAUUCAGGAAAAUGGCAGCGACUGCGGCGUCUUUGUGUGCUUGAACAUGCGACAUCUGUUGCUGAAACGGUUGUUGACUGCCAAUGCCAGCGAAAAGAUCAGUAUGAGCCUUGGCGGGAGGAAAGUCGACGCUCGUGCCGGGAGAAAGGAAGUCGCCAAGAUCAUCGAUGGUUUCCGAAAAGAAGGCGAGCGACGCCGGUCUGCCAGUCUAAGUCCAUUGGGAAAGAAAUCAAAGAGCCCGCCACGAAUUGACUGA